AUGGGCAACGAAGCUCUGUACGUGAACCGCGUCGUCGCUCCCCAGCCGGACCUGGGCAUCACCACCCAUGGCUCGGACUGGCUCUACGCCGUGUGCGCCAUCAUGUCCGUGUCCUGCCUCGCGACGGUGGCCCACUCCAUGACGGUCCCCCACAGCCGACGCCUCUUCCACCAGAUCACGGGCGUGCUGCUCCUGGUGGCUGCCAUCGCCUACUUCAGCAUGGCCUCCAACCUGGGCCAGGUGCCCAUCCAGGCCGAGUUUGUGCGGCCCGGGUCGAGCCAGGUCGGGGCCGCCGGCACGCGCGAGAUCUUCUACGCGCGCUACAUUGACUGGUUCGUCACGACGCCGCUGCUGCUGACGGACCUGCUCCUCACGGCGGGCGUGCCCUGGUCCACCAUCCUGGCGACCAUCCUGGCGGACGAGAUCAUGGUCGUCUGCGGCCUCAUUGGCGCCCUGACCCAGACCCGGUACAAGUGGGGGUACUGGGUCUUUGGCAUGUUCGCCUUCUUCUACGUCGUCUACAACAUCCUCGUCGUGGGCCGUCGCGGCGCCACCGUGCUGGGCGGGUGGGCGCGCAAGACGUACUACGCGUGCGGCGUCCUGACCAUCUUCCUCUGGUUCCUCUACCCCAUCGCCUGGGGCGUCUGCGAGGGCGGCAACGUCAUCCACCCGGACUCGGAGGCCAUCUUCUACGGCGUCCUCGAUGUCCUGGCCAAGCCCGUCUUCUCGGCCAUGCUGCUCUACGGCCACACCAAGAUUGACUUUGCCACCCUGGGCCUGGGCGUGCGCGAGCCCGGGCACCCCAACGGCCAUGCGGCGCACCACGAGAAGGCGGCGAUGGCUGGCUACCAGAAUGGCGCGCACAAUGGUGCCUCCAAUGGUGCUCACAAUGGUGUGUCCAAUGGUGCCUCCAACGGUGCCUCGACUGCCAACGGUGCGCAGCCCCCUGUUGCGGCCUAA
This is a messenger RNA of Emericellopsis atlantica, 960 nucleotides long. Its product is annotated as bacteriorhodopsin. The record is from RefSeq and is a predicted model, not a curated record. Gene Ontology annotation, biological process: monoatomic ion transport. Gene Ontology annotation, cellular component: plasma membrane; endoplasmic reticulum. Gene Ontology annotation, molecular function: monoatomic ion channel activity. The coding region runs from base 1 to 960 and encodes 319 amino acids. The transcript is spliced from 2 exons. Lineage: Eukaryota; Fungi; Ascomycota; Sordariomycetes; Hypocreales; Bionectriaceae.